AUGAGUGAGCGGAUUUUGCCGUCGACGUUGCGUGGAGUAACUAAUGGGCAAAAGGAAGUUACCGCUUCUGUGGGUGAAAGGGUCCCGCUAUUACCACGGAGAUUUAGCGCACGACCGCAAGGCAAUCAAGAGGCUCAAGAAAGAACUGCAGUGAAAUGCGAGCAAGUGAGGUAUGCAAUUCAAGAAGUGAUUGGCAGAGGAGCGUUUGGCGAAGUUUCAUCUGCUGAGGUUGUGGGAACGAGAGAUUUAGUCGCCAUUAAAAGGGUUAUUCAUGACGGAAGGCUGCGACAGAGGGAGUUGACAUUAAUGCGUGACCACCUCGGCCCAAAUACGCAACAGGGAGGCGUGUCUUCAUUAGAUGUUGGAAAUGGGGUGGGUGCUCACGCCACAUCAGUAACUGGAAGCAAUGGGGAGGAGGCAAAUGGUACCACUGCAAUUGAUGGCUUAGAAAGUUGGAAUAUGCCAACGAUCGUGCCGUACCACCCGUGCGUUGUGAAGCUUCUGGAUCAUUUCUUCGCUUCUGAUCCCAGUGGGGUUCAGUACUUGUUUAUGGUGAUGGACUACAUCCCUUUGGAUGUGCGCCGAUUACAUCAUAUGUUUUUGAGGCAACGGGAACAACAAAUGCCAAUUAUACUCGUGAAGGUAAUAAUGUUCCAGCUUGCCAGGGCUCUGGCAUUUCUCCAUGCACGUGGAAUAUGCCAUCGUGAUGUUAAACCCAACAAUAUACUCGUUGAUCAGGAAACUGGCGUCGUGAAGCUAUGUGACUUUGGUAGUGCCAAGAAGAUGCAGGCUGUUGGAGGAGAGGGACCACGAGAAAAGAACGUUCCCUAUAUUUUUUCCCGGUAUUACCGCGCUCCUGAACUUCUACUUGGUUCGCAAUAUUACCAUUUUCAUGUAGACAUGUGGGCCUUUGGGUGUGUCCUAGCGGAGCUUCUGUGCGGGAAGGUGUUGUUUAAGGGCAGUAGCAGUACAAUGGACCAAUUAGUGGAGAUAAUUAAAGUACUUGGAAAACCAUCUGAGCGGGAACUCUUCGCGCUCAAUCCACAGAGUGCUGGAAGUGCAUUAAUACGGACAUGGGGAGAUUCGCACAACGCCUCACAGUUGUCACCAACUCCAUCAGGCCCCCUGCCCUCUUCCAACUCAGCAAACGCAGAUUAUAUGCAGCGACGUUCGGCACCCCGUGUAAAAUCUUUACUGUGGGUGGAAGUACUACCACCCAAUACUUCGCAGGCCGCCCUGUCACUUAUUGAGCAACUUCUGCGCUAUACGCCAGAGGAACGACUUACCUCCGCUGAGGUUUUAGAACACGUGUUUUUUGAUGAACUCUUUUCGGAUGAUGCCCGCCUGCCUAACGGGGCGCCGCUUCCCGCAAGUAUGUUUCAAGUGACGCGAGAAGAGGCGGAGAUUUUACCACCGUGGCUGCUGGAGCGCAUGGCGGCGGCGGAGGGAGUUGCAAAAGGACGUGAGUUAAAUCAAAGUGCGACGGCGCCGGAGAAUGCGAUAUAA
Trypanosoma brucei brucei TREU927 is the source of this 1506-nucleotide messenger RNA. Its product is annotated as glycogen synthase kinase-3 alpha, putative. Bases 1 to 1506 code for a protein of 501 amino acids. Lineage: Eukaryota; Euglenozoa; Kinetoplastea; Trypanosomatida; Trypanosomatidae. Gene Ontology annotation, cellular component: cytoplasm. The record is from RefSeq and is a predicted model, not a curated record. Gene Ontology annotation, molecular function: protein serine/threonine kinase activity; ATP binding. Gene Ontology annotation, biological process: signal transduction; protein phosphorylation. The transcript has a single exon.